CUGAACGUUUUGAUAUCGAUUUUCUGUUGACGAAAAUUUGAAUGGGACACCUUGGAUGUCCCGUACGUUCAAUUUCACGCCUUAUGAAGGUCAAACUUUUUCACCGGGCGGUGGCGGAUUUAGGGUAGGCUGCCACAGGGCUACCUUCCAAUGCAACGACAUCGCCGAGUACUUGCACUUCCAGUACUCUGACUCAAUUCAUUCACCAAUUGGGUCUUUGUGAGAUUUACCGGUGCUAUCUAGUCAUAUUUUUCUGCUACUGAUCCGCUCGGAAGCGAACUGCCAUUCGUCUCAAAGGUGUCGUCCCACCGCGUCAUGAACAGCACAGCCGGAAAGCGCAAGUCAGCUAUCCCUCCUACCGAUGGCCAGAAAAGAGUCAAGCUACAAAGCGGAGCCGUUGCCAAGGCCAAUUCGAAAAAGAGCAAAAAGGACAAGGAAACUAAUAGUGGACCAUCAGGGUCGUCGAUGACCAAGAACCCUGCAGCCACAUCACAAUCAGCAACUGCCAAUGACCGUCCCAGAAUCCGGAAACUUGCGCCCCCACGGCCAUUCCCAACAGUUGCACCGUCCGCACCUGCCACAGCACCACGUUCCUUGCAUACUGAAGGCAAAAAUAACAUCUGCGUCACGCGACGUACCAAGUUGGCCGCUUACCUGCGCCGAUGCAAGGCUCUGAUCCUCGAAGAUGGGUUUAAAGAGAUUCGACUGAGCGCGAUGGGCGCUGCUAUCCCGCAUCUUGCGCUUUUGGCCGUUUCUUUGCCUCAAAUAGUGCCGGGCGAGCUAAGUGUCGAAGUGCAGACGGGUAGCGUGGACGUGAUUGACCAGAUGCUUGAUGGAAGCGAGGAUGAAGGUAGUGGUGGUAAUGACGAGGAAUUCAAAACAAGGGUCAAGUCAACAAUGAACGUCGUCAUUCGCGUAGGAGGCUCGGGGGACCCCAAUGUGAUAAGCGAUCCCGCGAAAGGAUCAGUGACAGACUCUGGCCAAAGCGAUGUGAAUGUUCAGCAACCGGAGCAGAUUAUUCUGCAGGAGCCUGAACAGGAAGACAUGGACCUGUCGUAACAGGAAUCACAGUAGGAAACUAUUGCCCCGUUGUGUUGGUCGCUGCUCAUAGCUUACUUGUAGUCCAACCCUUCACAUUGUCUGAAUGCGACACAUGGGUAUUUGCCUGGCUA
Messenger RNA from Suillus bovinus, 1172 nucleotides. RefSeq lists its product as uncharacterized. The record is from RefSeq and is a predicted model, not a curated record. The coding region runs from base 316 to 1059 and encodes 247 amino acids. Gene Ontology annotation, biological process: tRNA 5'-leader removal. The transcript has a single exon. Gene Ontology annotation, cellular component: ribonuclease MRP complex; nucleus; nucleolar ribonuclease P complex. NCBI's taxonomy places the organism in Eukaryota, Fungi, Basidiomycota, Agaricomycetes, Boletales, Suillaceae. Gene Ontology annotation, molecular function: nucleic acid binding.